CAGCAGUGCAUUCAGGUGGGUACAGUGAACACUGACACCUGGUGCCACCAUGCUGAGACUUCUGCUUCUGACGACCCUCGCCGUGUUCGCGUGGGCAGAGGAGGUGCAGUACCUGGAGGAUGCGGUUGGCCUCGAGCGUGUGGUGAACGGAGAAAACGCCAGGCCCCACUCCUGGCCCUGGCAGAUCUCCCUGCAGUAUCUCUCUGGGGGGAGCUACUAUCACACCUGCGGAGGGACUCUGAUCAGGAGGCGCUGGGUGAUGACCGCUGCCCACUGUGUGGACAGGCCUAUGACUUUCCGCGUAGUGCUGGGUGACCACACCCUCUACUCGAGCGACGGCACAGAGCAGUACAUCAGUGUCCACCGCAUCUUCGUGCACCCCAACUGGAACUCCAACAGUGUCGCCGGCGGGUACGACAUCGCCCUGCUCAAGCUAUCUCAGGACGCCACCCUGAACUCCUAUGUGCAGCUGGGCACCCUGCCCCCCUCUGGCCAGGUCCUGCCCAACAACAACCCCUGCUACAUCUCCGGCUGGGGGCGGACCCAGACCGGGGGUCAGCUGGCCAGCGUGCUCCAGCAGGCCUACCUGCCCGUGGUGGACUACCGCACCUGCUCCAGCAGCUCCUGGUGGGGCUCCACUGUCAAGAACACCAUGGUCUGUGCCGGCGGCUACGACAAAUCCGGCUGCCAGGGUGAUUCCGGCGGCCCCCUGAACUGCCAGGUCAACGGGAACUACGCUGUGCAUGGCGUGACCAGCUUCGUGUCGUCCUAUGGCUGCAACUACUACCAGAAGCCCACUGUCUUCACCAGGGUGUCCGCUUACAUCGGCUGGCUGGAGGACAUCAUUGCCAAGAACUGAAUGCCACUGUACUUCGGGAGCAAGGGCGACGCCAGAAUGACGGGCACACAGGUCCCCACGAUCCUCUGAUACCUUCCGACCCCGAGCAGGGUGGGCACUGCUCCUCACAGACUGAAAUAAAUUGGAUUGA
Molecule: messenger RNA, 989 nt
Organism: Lepisosteus oculatus (spotted gar)
Lineage: Eukaryota; Metazoa; Chordata; Actinopteri; Semionotiformes; Lepisosteidae
Product: chymotrypsin like elastase 1
Biological process (GO): proteolysis
Molecular function (GO): serine-type endopeptidase activity
Source: RefSeq, a predicted model, not a curated record